Messenger RNA from Rhododendron vialii, 937 nucleotides. RefSeq names its product dirigent protein 22-like. The record is from RefSeq and is a predicted model, not a curated record. NCBI's taxonomy places the organism in Eukaryota, Viridiplantae, Streptophyta, Magnoliopsida, Ericales, Ericaceae. The transcript has a single exon. The coding region runs from base 55 to 654 and encodes 199 amino acids.
ACUCUUUAUUAUAUAUCUGGACCCAACCUCCUCUCCUUCGACAAAACAGCUCACAUGGCUAGUAUUUUUCCAACCCCAAAUCCAAUUUUGUCUCACCUGAUCGCUCUCACUUUCCUCCUUCUCCUCACAACAACUCCAGCAGCCGCCACUGGAGAAGACGGCACCUUCGUGAAGAGAGUAGAUCGCCGGUUACUAGGGCUAAAGAAGGAGAAACUCAGCCAUUUUAAGUUCUACUGGCAUGACAUACUGAGCGGUCCAAACCCAACGUCCGUACCUAUAGUUCUACCGCCGUCGAACAAAUCAACCACUGCCUAUGGUGGAGUCAAUAUGAUCGAUGACCCUUUAACCCUCGGCCCGAAACUUAGCUCGAAGAUGGUGGGCAGGGCCCAGGGGCUCUAUGGAUCGGCUUCACAACAAGGGGUGGGACUUCUGAUGGUGAUGAACUUUGCUUUUAUGGAAGGGAAGUAUAACGGGAGCACGAUCACGGUGCUGGGGCGGAACAUGAUAUUUUCGAAGGUGAGGGAGAUGGCGGUGAUAGGCGGCACCGGGCUUUUCCGGUUCGCUAGGGGGUAUGUUGAAGCUAGAACUAGCACGGUGGAUCUCAAGACUAGAGAUGCUGUUGUUGAGUACAAUGCCUAUGUGAUGCAUUAUUGAUGCAUUUUUUAUUUUUUUUUGUCAAUUUAACUUUCCUGCGAAUUUCUAAAUAAGAGAAAUGCCUUUCGGUGGGGUGGGUGAUGGGGUUUCUAGGGGGUGUUUGGGAGCCUACUUUUUGGCUUUUCAUUUUUAGCUUUUUGGCUUUUUGACUUUUUGGAUUAUGGCCAGAAUGUAUUUUGAGUAUGGUAGAGUGUUUGGGAGAUUUGUGCAGAAUGUAUUUUGAAAUUGUAGUAGUGUUUGGUAGAUGAUUGUUGAAAAUGAAUUAUUGGUUGCAUUUUUACCA